AUGGGAUUAACAUCGAAAUUGGAUAAAUUAAAGUUGAAAGGUGCACUGGAAGAUAGUGAAGAUGAGGUGAAGCACUACAGUGCUGAUAACUCUGAUGAUAUUGACGAAGUUGACAGUGAGGGCCAAAACAUUUUGAUGAGCAUUAUUGCUCAAUUGAGGCCAGGAAUGGACUUGUCGAAGAUCACACUUCCAACCUUUAUUUUAGAGAAGAAGUCAAUGUUGGAAAGGAUUACGAACUUUUUCCAAAUCCCUGAGUUAUUAAUUGAAGCCAACAAUACUCAGGAUCCGUUGGAUAGAUUUGUCAAGAUGCUCAAAUGGUACUUGGCUAGUUGGCACAUAGCCCCCAAGGCAGUGAAGAAGCCAUUGAACCCAGUGUUAGGAGAAGUAUUUACAUGCUACUGGGAUAAUUUACCAGAAGGUAAAACUGCCUACUACUUGGCUGAGCAAACUUCACAUCAUCCACCAAAGUCUUCAUACUUUUACAUAUCACCAGAGGAAAAGAUAAGAGUUGAUGGUGUCGUUAUCCCGAAGUCUAGAUUUUUGGGAAAUUCUUCCGCAGCUAUAAUGGAAGGAUGGGGAUAUGUUACACUCGGUAAAUGGGACGAUGAGGUUUAUGUUAUGAACCAACCAAACGUUUAUUGCAGGGGUAUCUUGUUCGGAAAAAUGAGAAUGGAGUUGGGUGAUCAUAUGAUUGUCAAAUGCGAAAAGAACGAUUUCGAAGCUGACAUUGAGUUUAAAACAAAAGGUUUUAUAAGCGGAACAUAUGAUGCAAUUGAAGGUGUUAUCAAGGAUUCUAAAGCUGGCGAAGAGUUGUUUCGUAUUUCCGGAAAAUGGAAUGAAAUAAUGUAUAUAAAAAACAUAAAAUCAGGAAAAAAAGAAGUAUUGUACGAUACCAGCAAAACUAAGAAGAGUAUGCCUAAAGUUAGACCAUUGGAAGAACAAUGGGAUUUUGAAUCUAGAAAGCUUUGGAAACCAACUGUUGACGGCUUGGCUCAGAGAAAUCACGAACUAGCCACCGAAGAGAAACUGAAGGUUGAAAACGACCAGAGAAUCAAAGCAAAGAAACGAUUGGAAGAUGGUGUGGAAUUUCAUCCGAAAUUUUUUCGCGAAGUGUCGGACAAGGACGACCAAAUUAAAGACCUCGAGUACAUCAUUUACAAACAUUUUGAUUUAAACGACAAUCCUGAAAGUUUAAGAGAAAGAUUGUUUACUGUUGCUCCAAUUGUCCCAGGUCAACAGUUCGACGAAAAAUUUCAUUAUCCAGCAUUCAAAAAGCCUGCACAUAAUUGA
Molecule: messenger RNA, 1290 nt
Organism: Candida tropicalis MYA-3404
Lineage: Eukaryota; Fungi; Ascomycota; Pichiomycetes; Serinales; Debaryomycetaceae
Product: OSBP family protein
Exons: 1
Coding region: 1-1290 (429 amino acids)
Cellular component (GO): cortical endoplasmic reticulum; intracellular membrane-bounded organelle; cytosol
Molecular function (GO): sterol binding
Source: RefSeq, a predicted model, not a curated record